AUGAACACUAUUUCCUUUACAUUUGUUAUAAACAACUGUGGUGAAACCACAUACUCAAACGAAGUUUUUGAAAAGCAUCCCUGCGAGCUGUUCUUAAGCGUCGACAAAUUAAUCUCGACCACAAAUUCUAAUGAAGAGCUUUCAAAGGAUAUUCCCCGUCCCCUCAAUUCUUUCAUGCUCUUCAGAAGGAAUUUCAGCGCGGGGAUUGUUGAGGAAAAUAAGGACCGAACGUUUGUUUCGAAGGUUUCUGGUAAAGCAUCUAAAGCGUGGAAAGAAGCUUCUCCGCAAGUAAAGGGAUUCUUUAGUGCGUUGGCUGAAAAAGCAAAAUUAGAGCACAAGAUUCGUUACCCAGCAUAUAAAUACAAUCCUAAGAAGAAAAUGAUACGUAAACGAUCUAAUAAGCACUCAAAGAAACCGAACAAAUCUCGUCAGCAAAAGAAAUCCUCUGUCAUCGAUUCCACCCAACAAAAGAGCCAAAUUCAUCCGAAUUGUGAGCAAUCUGAAUCUUUUUCAUUUGAUCAAUCAUCAAAUUUCGAUGAUUUUACCAGAAAUUCGGUAAAUUUGAUUUACACUUUUGAUCUAUUCCCGUCUAUUGCUCAGCAAGAGGAACAGUUUAUUUUUUAA
This is a messenger RNA of Ambispora gerdemannii, 624 nucleotides long. Lineage: Eukaryota; Fungi; Glomeromycota; Glomeromycetes; Archaeosporales; Ambisporaceae. The record is from the annotation of a GenBank genome assembly.